This is a messenger RNA of Pogona vitticeps (central bearded dragon), 2612 nucleotides long. The record is from RefSeq and is a predicted model, not a curated record. NCBI's taxonomy places the organism in Eukaryota, Metazoa, Chordata, Lepidosauria, Squamata, Agamidae.
AUGGCGCGGGUGGAGCCCUCUCGUCGAGAGACGGCACCGCCUUACCUGGGGCCCCAGGCUCAUGAUCACAGACUCUUGGAAAAAUCCAGCGUGGUGGACCAUUUCACAGCAAAGUUGGAAGCUCAAUCGGUAGAUCACCCACUGGGAUCUCCUCUUUUCAGUUCUGCCCAAGAGCCCUUCAGCUACGCCCGGAAGGAUGUCUCGGAUUCGGGAGAAACGGCGGAGAGCAUGCAGCGGAUCCACAAGGGCCACGUGAUGCAGUUGCAGAGCGUGAACGGGGAGCUGGCGUACAAACUCUACGAGCGGAACAUGUUGCUUAGAGCGAAAGAGGCCACGCUGGAGGAGCAGAAGGGCAGGCUGGCCUGGCUGAGCGGACGGCUUUCCGCCUUGGAAUCCGAGCGGCGCCAGCUGAGGGCACAGGUGGAGGGGCUGAGCCGUGCCAAGGCCGCUCUGAAGGAGGAGUACAAGGCCCUGCUCCAGCGCCGCCGGUGCCAGGAUGGGGAGCUCCGCCGGGCGGCCGAGAAGGGUCUGAAGCUGCUCAAGGGCCUCCUGCAGGGGAAGGCGGACGCCGCUCAGCAGGAGAACGAGAGGAUCGAGAGAGCGAAGCAAGCCAGGUUGUCCAAGGAGUUGAAGAAAGCCGCCAAGACGACGGUUAGCGUGCAGGUAGAACCGGAAAAGCAGGAUACAGGCAGCCGAAAUCUUCCUGAAGAGGAGAACAGCGAAAAAUUGCGGAGCAGGCCCUUUCGAUCGGCGUCCGCUUCCUCUAUGACACUCACCAGAUACAUGGACGUUUUCAAGGGCCUGUUUGAUUUCAGGCUGAAACGAGGAAACUCCAUCAGCAACGUGUCAGUGGAUCGAUACUUCUGUGUCCCCUUGUGCGCCACCACCUGCCCCCCGUCCCAAGUGAGCGACGUCCAGGAAGCCCACGCCUCGGAGGUGAACGCCAUUAGGUUCAGUCCAAACAUGAGCCUCCUGGCCACAGGUGGAACGGACAGGCUGAUCCGACUCUGGAACGUGGUGGGAGGUCGGCUGGAGACCCUCGAGACCCUGGAAGGGGCCAACGGCAGCCUCACCAGCAUUGACUUCGACCCUUCGGGCUGUCACGUCUUGGCUGCUACCCACAACAACGCUGUGCAGCUCUGGAAGACUGGAGAGUGUCGGUUCAAGGAAAUCCUCACUGGACACACAGACAAAGUGACGGCCGCCCGCUUCAGGUCCACCCGCCACCAGGUUGUGACGGGCAGCCGAGACAGGACGGUGAAAGAGUGGGACCUGGGCAAAGGGACAUGUACCAGAACCAUCCACGUCUUCUCCUACUGCAAUGACGUCGUGUGUGGCGACACCAUCAUUAUCAGCGGACAUCACGACCAGACCAUCCGUUUCUGGGACAGCAGGGAGCCCCGGUGCACCCAGGUGAUCCCCGUGGAAGGCACGGUGACCUCCCUGAGCCUCAGCCUCGACCAGAUGCACCUUCUGAGCUGCUCUCGCGACAACGCCCUCAAGGUCGUUGACCUCCGCAUGCACAACGUCCGGCAGGUGUUCAGGGCUGACGGAUUUAAGUGCGGGUCUGACUACACCAAGGCAGUAUUCAGCCCUGACAACAGUUAUGCGUUAGUUGGAUCGGCAGACGGCACCCUCUUCCUCUGGAGCAUGGAGACAGGCAAGCUGGAGGCCACCUUGCCCGGCGUGCAUCGGUCUGCCGUAAAUGCCGUGGCUUGGAGCCCCUCGGGAACCUGCGUUGGGAGCGUGGAGCGAUGCCGGAAGGUGGUUCUUUGGAGGUAGCCCAUGGACAGACUCGGGGCCUCCUUUCGCCCGCCAGCUCUCCUCAUCUCCCUCCGGCUGGCCUGCUGGUGCCUCUCGCUGCUGCGCUCUGGACUAGAACUCGCCUCAGACUCUGAUCAAUGGGGGGGGAUGGGGCACAAGGCUGAGCUUGUCCUGUACACAAGAGGGAGAAAUUGUCUCUCGGGUGCAACCCCUAAAAGAAAGAAAGAAAGAGAAAUGGUCUACUCUGAUGCAAGAUGUUGCAGGAAUGGAGCUCAGUCUCCAAGAGAAAAAGUCCCACUCUGCAUGGGAUCUCUCGAGCAAGACAGCGUCCCCAGGCUUUUACCUUCGAGAAAUCUCUCCGGCGUCGCUGGGCAUGCGGGACGAUUGUGCAAGAGAAUCAAGAUGGAGCGACCUCUCUAUCCGUGGCUAAUAGCCUAGUAGAACCUCCAUGGACUGCAGCACUGUAUCUCUGUUAAUGCCGUGGACAGCCAAGAAGGGAAGGCUUUCACCUUCCUGCUCCGCUUGGGGGAUGUGGCUGGGGCGUCUGGCUAGGCACAGAAGACGAGGCUGGAGGGAUCUUUGAUACGAGCCCCCCCCUCGAGAUGGGGGGGGGAUCAGAUCCUAAAGGCCGUCCCAGAAGACCCUUGUCUUCCAUAGGAGCCUGCCCCCCCCCAUGGCCAACAGUUCCAGACCUAGUGGUUGCUUCUGAAGCUGCACCUCCUUAUCUGUGACACCAAGGUGAACAGACUGGCUGGAGGGCUCAGUGGUUUCAGCCUCUGGCUACAGAGCCAGCGGUUGUUGGGAGUUUGAUUCCCCCAAGGUGCUUCUCGGGAGAAGAGCCAGCCUGG